AACCUUACAACUCAAGUACCGGGCGGCAUAGAAGAGGAAGUCAUCUAGAAUGCCGCUGCGCGACUUACAUAGUGCAGAUCGUAUCUGAGUCACAGCCGACACGAUCGACGCCCUGCAGUCCGCAAGAAGCACCGAAACACACGGCGCGCGCGGUACCUCAUGCGAUGCUGGGCGGAAGGCCACAGAAAAAUCAGCACUCCAUCGUUCUCGACCACCUUAUCUCCGGAUUCUUGCGGACUCUACCGGCGUUCUGGCAAGUCAUCCCCUUCGAUGACACAAACGUAUCCACUAUCCGCAUCCGCCGCACAGAAUACAGGCGGUGAUUUGCACCGUUUAGGGGCGUUCGCCUUUGCAAUCUCGCUGUCGAAAACAUAUAUAAAGGGCGCGCAUGGUUCGCGUCCUCACCUAUUUUCCGUACUCUUCACCACACCCCGUACAUCACAUCGCA
Molecule: messenger RNA, 448 nt
Organism: Dichomitus squalens LYAD-421 SS1
Lineage: Eukaryota; Fungi; Basidiomycota; Agaricomycetes; Polyporales; Polyporaceae
Exons: 1
Source: RefSeq, a predicted model, not a curated record